Molecule: messenger RNA, 1558 nt
Organism: Phytophthora nicotianae INRA-310
Lineage: Eukaryota; Oomycota; Peronosporomycetes; Peronosporales; Peronosporaceae
Exons: 1
Coding region: 117-1493 (458 amino acids)
Source: RefSeq, a predicted model, not a curated record
CAAAGGUAACACUUUCUUCAAGGACAUCCCCUCAGUCCUUGAAACGCCGCCAAGGAAGUCACUCAGGCUAGCUGAUCCAACUUCACCCAGCAGUUCUCUGUGUGGGAAGGAGGACAAUGAGUGACAUGCCUGGUAGGAACUCGAGGACGAAGUCCGACAUGGCGUCUGUAUCUACCGCUGCUCCAGAGCUGGCUCCUCUGCGCGUGAAAAAGAGAAGGAAGAAGAAUACCACGGCUAAACGACUGCGCGCUCGAAAGAUAGCGCGAGCGGCUGCUCGAGCUGCUGCGACUCUCACUGCGGCGACCACGUCGUGCCCUUCAACAUGUCAGGCUGCUCCAGAGGCUGAAGCACUCCCAGAGACUGCGAGAUCGGUGUCUGAAGCUGCGUCAGUGGGUUUGGUGUCUACGCUAGCACCGGCAGAGAUGGCUACAGAGGCUUUUCCAGCUACGUCGAACGUUCUUGCGGAAAGGAAUAAGCAAACGGCGUCACGGGAAUCGGUGCAGCUUGCGCCAGCUUUUAUCGCCGCGCUGGAGGAGGAGGAGGAGAAGCCUCAAGCACACGUGGCCACCCCACCGGCCGAUGUCACUAAAGUGGGGGAAUGUAGUGAUUCUUCCAUUCAUCGUAUUGUAACCACAGAUUUGACACUUUCUGGCCCCGACUAUGUGUCUAGCGACACAAACGAUGGUAGUGACAGCGACACUGAGAUGUACUGGCGCAUUUACGGCAAGUAUUAUGGCAGAUCCAAAUUGACUACCACGUCAAAUUACGUGACAACCAAGGAGACCUGGCAGGUUGCACGGAUUAAUGAUCGGCGUGGUGACUCCCUACUUGACUAUAAAUAUCAAGUCUUGUGGGUUAACCCUCUCGUCAAGAAGCGACGGUACUAUCAGCGGACGUGGGAUCCCCGGGCUCAGCUGCUUGCUGACAACUUCCGGAAAGAGAUCGAGCUGGUGGACAGGUGGAAAGCCUCUGAGGUCCAGACCUUUGCUGAAUUCUGGCCUACCGACGAAUAUGGCAAGAAUGCGAUCGGUGCGGACAUGGAUGGACUCUGCAUUUUCAAUGCGUUGAGACGUGCAGCAGAAUUAACCGGCCGUCCUGAUAUCGUGAUAAAUCAAGACAUUGAAGACUUUGUGGAGCAUCAGAAGAUUUCUCGUGGAGAGGACCUGACGAAGGGGACUUCGGGGAAGAUUGUUCUCGUCUUCUUGCGUCGUUUACGUGAUGAUGGUCGUGACUUCAUUUACAGAACCAUUGCUUUGGACAAUUUCGCGGUUGCAGGUCGACGUGGUGUCCGUGUGCUCAGCGAAAUUAAGCUCAAGAACGGUGUUUACGUUGUGGCGGCUUACAAUCAUCAAAGCAUCGGGCAUGCAUUCGUUCUCACAGUCCACGGCGAGAAACGGCUUAUCUACGAUUUGGAAGAAGGUAAGCCUAUUGAGUCAGCGGAUGACUGGAUUGAUUUCUAUGCUUUUGUUCGUCCUUUCAUUGUCUUUAAGUAGAUGAUAGGAGUUGGUAGGAUUUCCGCGGGUUUGCCUAACCAAUAAUGAACUUUCCCAGCAAAUAA